ACCAAUCAGGUACGCCGACCGAAAUGACUAUUUGUUGCCGGUCACUGUAUUGCUAGUGGUGCAAGACACAUAUAAAGGGACAACUUUGUUGCUAACAGACAGUUUACGAAUAUAUGUAAACGAACUGUCACUUAGGAUUGCAGCAGUGUGGAAUCAACCAUAUUUCGAUCACUUUAAUUACCGAAGGGAGACAACGGAAGAGCCAGAUGCCACAGUGAAGCUAAAAUGGAGGAGAGAGAGAACUUCUACUCGUCUACGGGUAGUUACUCGUCCACGCCCGGCGUUGCUUUGACUCCACCGGGAUUGGAAGCAAUUUAUUCAGCAUGUCGGAGACUUUACCCUACUCAGCCGAACCCUUUGCAGGUCACAGCUUUAGUGAAAUAUUGGCUGGGUGGGCCAGACCCCCUGGAUUAUAUUAGCAUGUACGCCAACCCUGGCGACCUCGGCAGGCAUAUUCCUCCCCACUGGCAUUAUAUCAGUUUCGGGCUUUCCGAUCUCCAUGGCGACGGCAGAGUACACGAGACAACUAACAACGAGGGUCCGAGUGGGUAUGGCUUUGAGCUGACGUUCCGACUGAGACGAGAACCAGAAGAAACCAACCCCCCUACCUGGCCUGCUGCCCUGAUGCAAUCCCUCGCUAGAUACGUCUUUCAGUCAGAAAAUGUAUUAUGUAGUGGUGACCACGUGUCGUGGCACACGCCUCUUGACGGCAGCGAGUCCAGGAUUCAGCACAUGCUAAUGACGGAGGAUGCUCAGCUGCAACCAAUCACAACUCCCUUUGGGGUGGUCAACUUUGUCCAGAUUGUUGGUGUGUGUGGAGAGGAGUUGAAGGCGGCACAACACUGGAACGGACCAGGAGUUAUCGAGCUACUGCGAUCUAAAGCUGUUGCUGGUGGUGCUUGGCUAGUGACUGACAUGAGGCGAGGCGAGACCAUUUUUGAGAUCGAACCAUCGCUGCAGGAAACAGUGGAUCAUGGGAUCGAGACCGAGGGGUCUAACUUGAGUGGUGUCAGCAGUCGGUGCUCGUGGGAGGAGCCAGGCGACCCCGAUGCUCACAGUAACUAUAACGAUGACGAUAAGGAGAACCGAUUGGUGGAGAUCGAUCGCCGUGGCAGUGGGGACGUGGACAGGAGGAUCAUCACCGACUACGAAUCUGAACAAAUAAAAGCGACUUUGAAGAAGGGCCUGAGUAACUCACGGUCCAACGUCCCAUCACAUGGCGGCAAAGAUGAUGAGUAUGAUCACAGGAAUCAGAACUCAUCCCGGAAAGAGUCCUUUGAUAGCACAGUGAGUUCUGAAGGUCCAACAGAACUGAUCCGGACACGGACUCUUGAUGCUGUCCAUCUCAAGUUUAACCUGGAAGCUGGCUCCCUCCUACCACUUGCUCUCAGGGGCAGGUUAAAACACGGCCGCCACUUCACCUUCAAGAGCGUCCUCAACGACGUUGCCAUCACCCUAGUCUCCCCCAGUGUUGUUGGCUCCAUCGCUGAUGAGGAACAUCCCUACGCUGCACACGGCACAUGGCUACAGGUUUUGAUUUCUGACGACUUCAUUAGCGACAUGUGCCAUGACAUAGAAGAAUUAGCCUGCCCUGAUGAGAUGAUGUGCCCAAAGACGUUCAGUUGGCCUGAGAAAAAACUCUGUAUCACAAUCCUGCCUGAUGAGAUUUAGCCCUUCACAUGAUUCAGUGAUGGUGACAAUUAUUCUACUGUGGCAUUCAUAUCAUGGCCAAUAAGCCAUGUGUCUACCAAAGGUUCAUGACGAAGGGCUCUGACAGCCUUAAAAGGCCUUGAAGCAACUAAUGUGAUGAAGAGUCAUCACAAGGGAGAUCACUCUAAACUUGGUCAUCUUCAGGGGAGACAACUCUUGACAAAAUAUUUCAAGAGCAGAUAACUCUUUGACAUCGCUUGAUGUCCAGUAUAGACAUUGGAAGGGAGAUAACUCUUAUGCUCGUUAUCCCAUUUACUGUGUGCUAUUGGAAAUAUUUUAGUGACUGAAAACUUGUCACUUACAGAAGGGACAAAGUGAUGAUUGGCAGAUGCAACACCUUCAACGCUUUGCACUUGGAAAGAAGCUGUGUGUUGUAAUUUGGGGAUACUGUUACACUGUAAAUGUCAGUGUGCUUGUUGGAGCAAAGACUUGAUAUACGAGUCCAGUGGGAAAUACACAGAAAACAGAUUUCUGGCCAUUGCAUUUUCAAAUAAGUCUUAUUUUUCACAGAUUAUAUCCCAUCUUACAAGUCAUCUAUAACAAUUGUUAUGAUUUUGUUUCCUCAUAUUGUUAAGUUAUGUGUUAUAGUGCAUACAGACUGUAACACCAUGUCACUUAGGACAGGUAGAUAUAUAUAUUUAUCAUCAUUUGUAUGGUAGUAAUUCAUUAGAAUUUUAUCCCAUGUGCAACACAGUAUGUAUAUUGUACAUUCAUUUCCACAAGGGAUAAUGCCUAUGUAUGUUAUAAGAUAUACUACUCAAAACAAAUUAAAGGCCGCCCUAUUCUUUCAUAUUACUAUAGUAAAUCUGUUAUGCCAUGACGGAUUAACUGUAGCAAUAUGAGAGAAUCAGGUGGUCUUUAGCUUCUUUUGAGGAGUAUAGAACGUCAUAUAAUCGUGGCAUAUUGUCCAUCGGUAACUUGCUAAAUAAGAGGUAGAACAUGGUCACCAAGUGGACAAGUCAGUGUGAUGAAUUCUUUAUCUUUUUAUGUGUAUUUGUUGAUUCAGUGCUACUUUGUAAUAUUUUACAUCAUUUGUUUACAUAUGGGGAUGUGGUGGCAAGAUGAGCAGGAAUACCCAGAUUUAUUACCUCCCUUUGCAAACUCCUUCACAGUGCGUGACACUUUCAGUACCCUGCAAGGAUCAUCGCUGCCAUCAAUGUGGAAGCGACCAUUACAAGAAUAGUGAAAUAUCUCCUAACCCCAAAUUAUGAAAUGUAGUGACAUUCAUAUUUGUGGUAUGUCUGUGGGAUUGUCGUUUUUGUCAUUUGAGGAAAGGUUUAUGACUUAUUUACUCUUGCCCAGAUGAAUUUAAUCAGAUUGGUUUGAGAUCGCAGAUGAACGGAAAAGCAUCCAACUUCUUCCUUAAGUGGAAAUUCAAAUUGACAAAUAACAAACUAAUUUAACUGGGAUAGGAGUAUUUGGCAUCACAUCAUUUGUUUGUAAACAUAACAGCCAGUCCGUUGAGAGUUAAACUCUAUGCAUGGUUGUGGCAUCCUGGAACAGUGGUCAGCUGUGACUGGUUGGAGCGAUAGUAAUGAGAGCUGAGCAAACCAGAUUUUGCUGUAAGGAGCUUGGCUUGAUCAGGAGUUCUGAGGAACUGAUACAGAUAAGAUUUUCCUAACAACAUCUGAUGAUGAGUCUGAGGCUUCUACUAGGAUGCACAGAUUGUCAAGAAUAUCCAGGACAGAAAGCGUACAGAUAACACUACUGUAGUUUCCAGCUAGGAGCUUUUGGUUUGCAAAACAUACAGGACCAGAGGGAGGACCCAGGGAGUUGCAAUUUACUAAGCAGAGUUGCAUCCCUUGGUCAUGCCAGGAUCAACCGAUUGUUGGUUCACAUCAUAGAUUCACCUUGAUUACUGUCUUUUGUUUGUUGGCAACACACCCAUGUAGGUUUCACCAAAGUAUUAAACGACUAAGAUCUGGGUUACUGCUGGUUGUCCUGUCACAGUUUGUACAAAAGCCAUGAGGCAUGAUAUAAUGAAAUAUUGUUUAAAUUGGUGUUAAACCCAACUCACUCACUCAAGCCCGUAGGGAAAUGAACAAUCAAAUGUUUGUGAGAAGGGAACUUGAGACUGAUCGAAUAUGCUACUCAAAAGAAGUUAGGGAACACCCAAUUCGUUCAUUCUACUAUGGUUAUCUGAUGUGACAGAUUAACUAUAGUAAUAUGAACAAAUCUUGUGUCCUGUAUCAACCUCUUUGGAGUAGUGUAUGUUACAAGAUUUUGAUUGGAUGAGAGUCACGUCUCUGUUCUAUCAUUGGUCAAAGGAUCAAAGCAAUCUGUGUCAUUGUUUCAUUACAAGUUAUUUAAUUGCUUAUUAAAUGCAACUUUGUUCAGGUCUGUGUAGGUAUGUCUGUUAUGCUCUACUUAAUGUUGCUUGCUGUUAUGAUUGAAUUUAUUUUGUAUUCUUGUAAGUUUGAUUCAUUUACUGCCAAGUUAAACACCAUGUAUCACCAUCACCCUAUACAGGUUAAGUGAAGAUCUGAAAAAUAGUUGUGGGGAAUGCACAGAUAACAAAGGCCGCCCCUUAAAGAUUAUGUUUCUGGUAUUUUUCAACCCCCUACGACUGGUUGUUUGUUUACCAGAUUUUUUAAUAAAGGGCAGGUAACUCUAAUCUGCUUCCCCCAAAACGAAAGUACAAACUCACUAAAUACACAAUGCCGCUCCAGUCCGUGCAGGUUGUGUGUGGGGGAAGAUUUUGCAUCCUUUUGGGCUUGUCAAGUGCAGUUUAGACAUCACACUACUGAACGUUAAUGAAUUGCCAAAAAAAGGGCAUUUUAUUAGCAGAGACAACAGUUUCUCCUCCAAAUGUUAAAGGGCAACCACCCUCCAACUUGGAAAGUAUUGAAAUAUGGAUGGGUUUUUUUCUUUGCGGAUUCAAAAUUUGCUCAUUAUGGACUAUAAUCGAGUAUUGUUGCCCUUGAGCCAUGCAUGUCAGCAGAUCUUAAUAAAUAGAAGGGGGAAAAAAGCAAAAACAAAAAAUGCUGCAUCAUCAAAGCAAAGGACCAGAAACAUAAUUCUUUUCUUUUUCGGCCUAAUGCACCUUUAUUUUAUCAACAGUCAGAUUGUUUUAUAAACAAUCAUAUUUCUCAUUGGUUUAUUAUAAAAAAUACCACUUGUUUCUUCAGCAGUUUGGAACUUAGAUCUUUCAUUCAAUUUGAAAUAAGGCAUUUACAGAGAUUAAUGUAUCUUUGUGUUGUUCAAGUCUUGAUGUUAUCAAAAACUUGUUGGUGUUUUUGAAUGAACAGGGAUAUUUCCUGCAUUGUCCUGGCCUUCAUUUGAGUGAUUGUUGUUUUUGGUUGAAGCAUAAGUCAAUGUGUUACCAUGGAUCUUACAGAGUAAUCUAUUUCUGAUUUGCAUUGUUUUUAUGUUUUAUGAGUCCUUUUUCAUACAUUGAAUACAAAUUCCCCAAUAUGACAUAUAUUUCUAAAACGUAAAGGUUUCAAAGAUAGAACAUGUUGGGGAAACAUUUAAGAGAAUUUUUGAAAAAAUAUAUGAUAUAGAAGGUAAAACAAGGUAUCAUCCUCAGGAGCGGUCUGAUUUUUAGCUGUCUGUGCAAUGCUUUUAUUUGUUAGGCUUAAUAAAAUAAAAGAAUGGGUUCUCAGAAAUGGUUUUUUAAAAUACAUGUAUAGUGUGGGCGGGCAGUGUCUUUUUUUUGGUUGUUCAAACUAGUAUGUAACCAAAUAAACAGUUGUGUACCACCAACCUGGGAAAGGGCCUCCCUACAUAAAUGUAUUCCUUGAUGAGUAAAAUAGUGGAAUACAGUAUUUGACUACUGUUGGAUUUGGAAUAUUUAAGUAUUUUUAUUUUUUUUCAAAAACGAAACAUGCGGCGGAAUUUGUGAGGAAGCGGGCGGUGCCUGAGAUAUUUUUCAUAGCUGAUGAGGAUGAGGAAAAGUUAACGAAGGAUGCCAUUCCAAAGUGGCUUAUUGUCCUUCAAGACUUAUGAGUUUUUCUCCAUGUUGAGGCCGAGUGUUUAGUUUCAUUAAAUUGAAGUUGGCCUUUUUAUUUUUACUAGUUGUUUUAAAAAUAUUGGUCCAAAAUUUGAUGUAGGUGGUCGAAAAAAGAUCAUAAUAAUGCUACUAAUGAAUGAAAAACAACAUGGCAAGAUACCAAAGUUUUUUUGGGUAGAAUAUAGAUUUUUAUAUGUUUUAUUUACCGGUACCAUUUCUCAUGAACAACUGUGGGUGUCUCUUGUGGGUUUGUUUCAUUUCACUAAUAAUAUCAGGCCAAAACACUUUGGUCCAAUGUCAUUUUUCUUUCUUUUAUUGCGUUUUAUUUUUUUGGUUGGUCUGUCUCGUAAACCAACUAAAAAAACCAUAAGACCUUAUUGCAAACUCGUUUAACAUGUCUUGUAUUAUUGUUGACUCUUAGAUUAUUUUGUGGCAUAAUAUAUAGUUCAUUAAGCCCAGACUUAUUUUUGUUUUUGGUUUACAGGUUUUCGGCCCAAAACCUCAGGUCGGUAGGUCGAAAAAAUGCAUUAAACAAUUCCAAUUUCAAAUGUAAUUUUUGAUAAUUUUUUUAACAUUUUCCUUAUUUCUGGUAGGCAGAAUAAAAAACUCUGCUUUUCAUUUUAUUUUAUUUUUAACAUAUCAUUUUUCAAUUGUUUUGCGGAUUCGUAAACUAAGUUUUAGAAAGUGUCUGGCCUAAGUCCUCAUGUCCAUACAGACCAUCAGUAUUGUUAACACUUUCAUUACAAAACAUCAAAAACAUGACAACCUACACAUUGUACCCUAUAGUAUCCAUAGUAAGCUUUCAACCAUAGUGAAUAUAAUCCAACAAUCCAUUGGUUGAAUAAACUGUAUUAUUUACUAUCUCAUUAGAGCCAAACUUGUACAUUGUAACAGCUUUUGGCGGUCUACAGUGUUUAGUUCAUGCUUUGUCGUCCAUAUUGUGGUUAUGUGGGGUAAGGCUGAAGCGAGAUAGAAAUUGAUGGGACUGGGGGGUGGGGAUUAAAGGGUGGACUGUGGGAGGUAAAUGGGAUUGAGGAGAGAGAAUUGUAUGAAUCAAGGGUGGGUUAUUGGACUUCUGGGGAAGGGGGUUGUAGUGUAGGGGGCUUGUGAGUGGGAUGUCUGAUGGGGUGGAUUCUUGGGCAAAUAUGACAUUAUAUACUCACAGAAAUGAAUGUGUGUGUAUGUAUACAAGUAUGUCAGAAUAAAUGUCCUUGAAGUA
Molecule: messenger RNA, 6881 nt
Organism: Haliotis rufescens (red abalone)
Lineage: Eukaryota; Metazoa; Mollusca; Gastropoda; Lepetellida; Haliotidae
Product: suppressor of fused homolog
Exons: 12
Coding region: 226-1671 (481 amino acids)
Cellular component (GO): cytoplasm; nucleus
Molecular function (GO): transcription factor binding
Source: RefSeq, a predicted model, not a curated record